Molecule: messenger RNA, 1106 nt
Organism: Polyodon spathula (Mississippi paddlefish)
Lineage: Eukaryota; Metazoa; Chordata; Actinopteri; Acipenseriformes; Polyodontidae
Gene: gpx1a
Product: glutathione peroxidase 1a
Exons: 2
Biological process (GO): glutathione metabolic process; response to hydrogen peroxide; hydrogen peroxide catabolic process
Cellular component (GO): cytosol; mitochondrion
Molecular function (GO): glutathione peroxidase activity
Source: RefSeq, a predicted model, not a curated record
GGACUGUCAGAAAAUUACAGCAACAUGAGUUUGAAAAUGGCUGGAGGGAUGAAGAAGUUCUACGAUUUCUCUGCUAAGAUCCUGAACACCGGAGAAACGCUGAAUUUCUCCAAGUUCAAAGGCAAAGUGGUGCUGAUAGAGAACGUGGCGUCGCUCUGAGGCACAACCACCAGGGAUUACACCCAGAUGAACGAGCUCCAGGAGCGCUACGGCGACCAGGGACUUGUUGUGCUCGGGGUGCCCUGUAACCAGUUCGGAUACCAGGAGAAUUGUAACGGUGAAGAGAUUCUCCACUGUCUAAAGUAUGUCCGUCCGGGGAAUGGGUUUGUGCCCAAUUUCACCCUGCUUCAGAAAGUUGAUGUGAACGGGAAGGACGCAGACCCCAUGUUCAAUUUCCUGAAGGAGAACCUGCCCCACCCCAGCGAUGACCCUAUGUCCCUGAUGACAGACCCCAAGUUUAUUGUGUGGAGCCCUGUCUGCAGGAAUGACAUAUCCUGGAAUUUCGAGAAGUUCCUCAUUGGCCCUGACGGGGUGCCCUUCAAGCGCUACAGCAGAAGGUUCCUCACCAUUGAUAUCGAAGGUGAUAUCAAGAACUUGCUGAAGCUAGUGAAAUAGACCGCCUGUAUGUGACACAGAGACAUAAGCAUGUCUGGAGCAUGUCUAUAGCUGUUGUAAACAUUAAUGCUAGAAAUUAACACUCAUUUAUCUAUUCCAGACUCCCAUGCUGUUUUGUGGGUUGAGAGGAUUUGCUGAAAUUAGUAGGUUAUUUUCUGUUUAUCACAACUGCAUAUACCAAGACCAAAUGUAUUACAAUAGUCUGAGUUUGUUUCUUAGACACUCAUGACUCUGUGAGGAGGCAUAUGAAGCUUGUAGAAGUCUGUGUUAAAUCUGCAGUGCUUUAAAAAAAAAAAACUGUCUGUGCUUUCUUGUGCUGGGUGCUGCUGUAUUUAGACAUUUACUGUAUGAAGGUACCCUUCAAAACAUAUUGGGAGAAGUGUGUCUGAUGUAAAUGUAAAAGUCUGAAAUUUGCAUUAGUACUUGGCCCCUGUAAAGCAUGGUUCAGUCUGAAGUUUUAUAAUGUCAAAAAAUAAAGUAUUCUUACUUGA